Messenger RNA from Trypanosoma rangeli, 3201 nucleotides. RefSeq lists its product as uncharacterized. Bases 1 to 3201 code for a protein of 1066 amino acids. NCBI's taxonomy places the organism in Eukaryota, Euglenozoa, Kinetoplastea, Trypanosomatida, Trypanosomatidae. The record is from RefSeq and is a predicted model, not a curated record. The transcript has a single exon.
AUGGGAAAAUUUCAGUUAUGUAUUGAGAGUACGGUGCGGGAGGUGAACAGCCUCCUGGUGUUUCACAAUGUUCAUCCACAAGUCCGUGCGGAUGUGCAACGACGUCUGCAGCGCCUUGUUUACCGCAUCCAGGAUUAUAUGGGAACUCUCGCGCCAGGUUACUGCGAAUCCGCAGAGGACGUUUGUGCAGCCGUGGUACAAAAAGUUGUUGACGAUACACUCCGAAACGUUCUCCCCGGCGUUGAACUCGUUUUGGAGGAGAAGCGGUCUGCAGCGUUGCAACAGCGCACGAGAGAUCUUGAGAUGGAACUGUGCAAGAGCGAAAGACGAUGCAGUGAGUUGGAGGAGGUCCUUGAGCGCUUUCGUAAGGCGCACCAGCUUAUGUUGCGUUGCUAUUUCCGUGAGGUCCUCGUGCUGCGGUACAAGUUGCAGGAAGCUCUGUGGCGGCGGCGGACACAUGGUCGCCGGGCGCAGAGCGCACAACCGUACUCACACAUACAAGAGAGUCAGUCACGCAGCGCAUUUUCCGUUGUCCCUGGUAGCCAGGGGCCUGAUUUGGGGGACGCGCUGGCUGCGUUACCACAGUCGCAGAAUAUGUCACUCUCGGAAGAUACCGCGGACGUUUCCGCAUCGCUUGUGGUCUGUGAUGUCGUAACCUUCCCCGACGCUCAGAGCGUUGUGGCGAAUGAGACGGGACACGAUAUUACAUUGUCGCUUGUGACAUCCAAGGGGGCUACCGCAGUACCGACCACAACCGUCAAACCAGUGUCGGGAAACCCGGCAACACUAUUUGCGGAGUUGCUACAACCCCCACCAACACUCGCCACAACAACAUCAACUGUAGUAAACGCUGAUAUGACGGCAGAUACACCAAAAGUGUCUGUGAAGUCAAACUCAAAUAGUAAAAAAAUACAUGCCUCGGCAGUGAAAAGAAACCUGGAUACGAAAUCUCGUAAUGUCCAGACGGUGGGAACGCAGACCGUGCCGUUUAUGGGCGAUGACAGCGUGGACGCUAUUUUUGAUUAUGAACGGUACAUCCAGCAGCUGAAUAGCAGUCAAAGACGAGGAAGCGAAUCGUCGUUCGAGUCCGAGAUGGCCACAUUGUCUGUAAAGAAGUUCGCAUUGAAGAGUCCCAGGGGGCAGCAGGAAGCUGGCUUUCAGCUCAUGCGACAGCGACUGAUGGAAGCAUGGGAGCGCGCUGGCAGCGCUGCUUGGAAACACCCAAUAAACCGUGGGGGAUUAUCAACGUCCAGUUCACGUCCAAACAUCUCCUCGAUGGAUUUGAUGAGGGAAGUGUUCCUGAUGGAUUUGACUGAAAUUCAUCAGGGCGUUCAAAAGUUACAGGAGCAGCAUUUUAAGGACAUGACGGAAUUGCAGAAUGCGAUGAGGUCCAUUGAGUCGCAAGUUGAAAUUUUAUUGGGAUUCUUUGGGACCUAUGCGGAAGAGGUGAGUCGUCUUGCAGUUGCCUUGUCAAGUGAUGAAGGGACGGCGAAUGAUAUGUCGAAUGGUGCAUUGGUCGCAAAGUACGAUCCAUACCGGCGACGUGUGGUGAUGGACUACUUCACUGUCACGGCCUUGACGGGUGCGUUGGCGGAGGUGGGCCCAGAGCAAUCAGAGGGUAGGACGAUGGAAGAAAUGGUGAUGCAGCAACUGCUACAACAACGCCAAGAGCACAUUAACUUUUGGGAAAACAACCCUGUGACAUUGCGCGCAAGGGCAGCUUUUGCUGAACUGCAGGCGGCAGCAAUGCGGAGGUGGGAGGAGGCAUCUCGCCGGCGUCAAGGAGGUACGACAAUUGACAUGUUGCCAACCGUCCUGGGUAACGACUUGGACAACCUUUCUGCAUUCACAGGUGGUUCCAAAAACGGAAUUGAACACGAAGAAGACAGCACUGCCCUUCGAUCACUUUCUCGGGAAGAUAAACUUAAAACUCUUGUUCAGCUCCGUAUGCAGCGUAUUGCCCAUCGUGCUCGCCAUCGCAGUAGGUUGCAUCAACUUGCCGAGGCAGCACGUAUGGGGAGGAGGGGGAAGGAGCUAUAUAGAAUACUUCGCGAGGCUGCUUCACACGAGCAAACGGUGGAUUUGUUGACACGGAAGAUCGAUAAACUUUUGCGUGACUUGGGUCUUUCCGGGGCUGUUUUGGACUCUGAACGGGCAUUCUUUACGAAAAACCUUGCCUUUUCGCCGUAUCUGUGUGAUCCUACAGAUGAGAUGCAGGAGAGCGAGGUGGUGUAUGUGCCUCUUCCCGUGAAUGCGCGGGACGCGGACGAUUUGUGUGCAACACUAUGUUCUAAUGAAGCUGGUUAUGUCAUUUUCAAGGAUGAGGUUAUUCCUAUUGCCAACGUGAAAUAUGAUCAGCGUACCGAUGCUUUUAAUAGAGUAGGAACAGCUGGAGGACAAGGAGAUGAUGCUGCAAAAUCAAGAGCAGCAGGUAGAAGAGGUCCACAUCGUGUAGUACCGUUUCAUGGUACUGUGAUUGAGUAUUAUCGUGGAGUGCAGUUAGGCCGCCCGUUAGGCGAGAGACAGGGACCUAUGUAUGUGUUCUGGGAUACAGAACAGAAGGCUUUUUUUCUUGUGGAGGAGGAGGCAGAUGCCGAGAAGAGUCCAACGCGCAGAGUGGCAAUAACGAUGAAAAACCAAGGGCCUCAGCAGAAACUGGAGCGACAACGCAAUGUACACUUGUCGACAAUUUUGAUGCACCCACCGUUACCUGAACCCGAAAGAAGAGAACCAGCUAUGAAUUGUGCUUCACUUGUUCCCGUUACACCACUCAGGACCGUGUCGAAGGUGACGCCACCCCCUGUACUAACUUAUUCAGUUGACAAGAAGGCAUCAAAUUUUUUUCCUUUACAGCAACAGGGACGGUGCGAGCUUCCACCAUGUUUUUCGUCUGCAUCCCCCACAGCUCGGCUAGCCCAUCCGCUAAUAGUUCAACCAAACAAAGAGGAGAAAGAUUUACUGAAAAUCGAAUCCCUGUCUGCGCGGCGGGUUGAGGGAGAGGCGAGGAAAGCGACACCUUCAGAUGGCACGGUCACGGUGCUGGCACGUCUUAAAGGUGCUGAGCGACAACGCCAACAAAAGGCACUCACAAUGGCUCAGCGGAUACCCAGGGGGGGCGAAACACAGAAGGCAUCGAAUGAACGCUUCUUGCGGAUGCGUUUUCCAUGUAUAUCCUUGUCAGCGGCGCCAGCGUCGGAGUAG